CUCUCCGCCCCUUCGGACCGGACUCGACUCGCUCGUUCACGCGCCUCCAGCAGCAGAUUCGAGUCUCGAGCUCAUCGUCGUGUGGUCGCAGGUCGAGAGGAUGUCGGCUCGGUGCUGCUCGGUCAGUGUGCUGUUUCUGUGUCUGUCUGGAUGUUUGACCACCACAGACGCGGCUCCAGGACGGGACUGCACAGAGGAGGGUCACUGUCCGGCGAAGCUGACGGUCGUGCCGUCCAGUCGGGGAUGUGUUUCUGAUAAAGACUGCUCUGGAGGACACAAAUGCUGUGUCUUUGACUGCGGGGCUGUGUGUGUGCCGCCUGCUUUCACAAAGCCGGGAGUGUGUCCACGCAGGAAAUUUGGAGCAGGAAUGUGUGCAGAGUUCUGUGUCAAUGACAGUGACUGUCCAAACAGUGAGAAAUGCUGCAGCAAUGGAUGUGGACAUGAAUGUAUGGCUCCAUAUACAGUGAAGCCGGGUCGAUGUGCUCUCCCGAAGGGGACUCCAAUGUGUGCAGAAUACUGUUACCAUGAUGGCCAGUGUCCUGCUGAACAGAAGUGUUGCCCAACCACCUGCGGUCAUGCAUGCAGUGAACCGUGCUGAAUUAACCUAAUGAAGGAGUCUUUGGUGGAUUGAUUUUGCAUAAUCAUGCAUACUUGAUUUAUUUUGCCAUUUAGUGCUUUAUUCAUAGAGGUUGUUUUCCUCAUUUAUAACCAUCAACUAAACCUCAUAGUUUCAGUAAACCUUCCAGUGGUUGUGUAUUCUUGGCCACAAAAUAACAAAGAAAAUUGCUUCAUUGAAGAGUUGGUAUUUUUGGUAUGUCAGUGUUCGUUUGGCUGUUCUCUUCUCACAUAACAGCUCAUUGGCAUCAGUGCUUAGGAAUGUACAAGUUCCCCUCCCCGAGACCCAAACACAGGCACGUCUUGUAAUGAAAGAGACCUCCGUUUCCAUCCUCUCCAGGAGCCUGGCAGUAAAAAGGUCAAAGUAUUUGUCAGCAAAAACAUGACAGUGAUGGAAAAGCUUUGAACUUAAGUACUAACCAACCAGAAAUUAAAUAGUCAGAGGAUGCUGGGUAAAGCACUUUUAGCAAUUUAGUCAUGUAAAGAGAGAAGAAGAAAGUGCA
This is a messenger RNA of Carassius auratus (goldfish), 1118 nucleotides long. RefSeq names its product perlwapin-like. Gene Ontology annotation, molecular function: serine-type endopeptidase inhibitor activity. Gene Ontology annotation, biological process: innate immune response; antibacterial humoral response. Gene Ontology annotation, cellular component: extracellular region. The transcript has 4 exons. Lineage: Eukaryota; Metazoa; Chordata; Actinopteri; Cypriniformes; Cyprinidae. The coding region runs from base 101 to 598 and encodes 165 amino acids. The record is from RefSeq and is a predicted model, not a curated record.